AUGCACUCAGACGACGAGGAGGAGGACGAGGAGAUGCAGAGUGAAGAAGAUGAGGACGAGGAGAUGGAGGAGGGUGAGGAGAUGGAGGUCGCGGAAGAAAGCGAAUCUCUCAGAGCAGAGCUGCAGCUGAAUCCGAGAGUCGAGACUCUGCUCAAACAAGCGCUGAUGCUGCAGCUCAGCGGCAAGCUCCAGCAGGCGGUGCAUGCGUACCUCAUGUCGUUCAAGGUGCAGCCGUCCAUAGCUGAGCACUUCGUCGACGAGUUUCUGAAAGCGCUCGCCUCCCAUUCCAGCGAGCUCAUGGAUCAGGGCGACAUCGAGACUGCGAUCAGCAUGCACCGCCUUGCUUGCUCCGUGUUCCCUCGCAACCUUCACCUCCUCACGGAGCUGGGGAGGCUGAGCUUCCUGUCGGGCAAGGAGGUUGUCGCUGCUGACUGCUGGCGGAGGGUGCUCUCCAUGGAUGAUGACUACAUCGUCGCCCAGGAAAGCCUCGACCUGCUCAAUGGAAGGGCUAUCAACCGCUGGCACUACCGGAUGAUCAACGACCCGGUCCGCAACCAGUGCUACGCUGACGCAAUCGCACGUGCAGUUGCGAGGUCAGGAGAUCAGCCCAAGGUGCUGGACAUCGGCUGCGGGACUGGGCUGCUUGCCAUGUACGCUGCACAAGCACGGCCGGGCGUGACGGUGUGGGGAUGUGAGCUGUCGGAGCCAAUCGCUGAUCUGGCAGGGAGGGUACUGGAGGCGAACGGACUGCGGGAGAGAGUUCGAGUGCUCGCGUGCCACUCGGACGACAUCGUGAUCGACGACGGGAGGGAGGGAGAACACUUGACGUGUUCCAUCCCUUCCAAAGUCGACGUCGUCGUGACUGAGACGGCUGACUGCGGGCUGCUGGGGGAGGGGAUGCUCCCGUCCCUGUCGAGCGCUCAAAGCCGGCUGCUCGCGCACAGAGGUCAGAUGAUCCCGAGCCGUGCUGACGUGUACUGCAUGCUCGUGUGCUCUCCGAUCUUGCGGUCGCAAGGAAGGAUGAACGCUGAAGCUCACUGCGGGCUCAAGAUGUGCAGCGACAACGUCUUCAUCCCGCAAGACCCCUACCUCUGCGAGUACUUGACGGAGAGCGGACACUCUCCUCUGUGCGACCCUUUCCUCGCUCUCACCGUUCCUUUCGACAUGAGUCUUGGCGGCAUGGCAUCGACGCGGCAGCACCGUGUGAGAGUCACGCAGGGCGGGAGGGUGGACGCGUUGGUCAUGUGGUACCACCUCUGGCUUGACAGUGAAGGAGGGUUCUCCACUUCGCCAUCAUGGUCGUCGCUACCGCAGGGGAUGCACCUGACCACGUGCUGGGAGCAGGCCGUCUUCAUCCCCGACAACAAUUUCCAGGUGGAAGGUGGAGACGAGGUUGAUGUGCUGGUCUCUUGCAGCGCCAAGAACCUCCACUGGAGACUGAGGAAGUCGGACAUGACGAGCUGGGUGGGGACGGCAGGGGAGGACGAGGACGGGAACCAAGUGAUCAAAGUUGGGGAGAGGGUCAUCAGCGUCCUGAAUGACAAGCACAAGAACGAGGCCUACGAGGAAGCGCUCAAGCGUGCCAUGAGAUCGCUGAGGAUGGCCUGUCCCGGCACACCGUUGCACGUGCUGGACCUGAGCCAUGGCUGGAGUUUGUGCGGGUUGUUGGCUGCGAGAUGCGGAGCCGACAAGGUGCUGAUCAUGGAUCCUCCGGAUGAGACGCAGGCGCUGAUGGAGAUCAUCAACGACAAUCAUUUUGACAAGAUCGUGGAGAUCUUCGAUCCCCUGGUGGAAGAUUUCCUGAGCAUCGGGAUAAGAAGAACUUUCUCCCGAAGGAGCUCAGGGCACUCCUUGCAUGAGAAGCUUGUCAGGCUGGCGAUGAACAAAGCCAGUCCCUUCAGGGAGGACCCCCAGCAAGCUCAGCCUCCUCCAAGUACCAAGAAGAGCUCGAAAUCUUCAUUCAUGUGGAGUGCAGCGAAGGGAAAGAAGUCGACAAAGGAUCCCAAGACAAGAGAGAAGGAGAGCGAAGCGUCUCCCUCAACAGACGAGAAGAACAAACUCAAGGGACCUCAAAAAUCUUUUCACAUAAUCGUGCUGGAACUGAUCGAUCCGGGCGGGAUGUUGACGCAGGGGAUCCUAGAGGACGUGAGGCUAGCCAAGGAAUGGUUUCUGACGCAAGACAAGGGUCUUAUCUUCCCCAGCAGCUUCUGCCUCCGCUUCGUCUGCUUGCAGUCCGACCAGAUGGUCCAGGACAACCGAGUGAACAAGGCUGCGCAGCACGGCCCGGACGUCUCUCUGCUGGACACGUUCAGCGUCCGGACGCUGAUGAGCGUUGACCUGCGAUGUUUGCGCUGCCAGCAGAUCACAGGAGAAUCGAAGCUUCUCAACGUGGACCUCGCUUCCCUUCAACACCAGCAGACGGAUGAAGUUGUGGUGGAGGCGAUGACGGACGGCAGGAUCGACGGGAUCGUCUUUUGGUUUGAGCUGAGAAUGGGGGAUGUCACCCUCGAGACCUAUGACCGAUCCCGCCCCAUGAGUUCCCCAGCUGGACACCUACAGCAAGCUCCGGUGUUCGACUCCGACGCUCAUCCGCCCCACUGGCGGCAGGCUGCAUGGAUCUUCAAGGAAGGAGUUCAGGUGCAGAAUCGCGAAAGGUUAAAAGUUCAGGCAAGUUUGCAAGGGAGCUACUUGUCGUUCAAGAUUACAAGACAAACUUGA
Molecule: messenger RNA, 2718 nt
Organism: Guillardia theta CCMP2712
Lineage: Eukaryota; Cryptophyceae; Pyrenomonadales; Geminigeraceae
Exons: 4
Coding region: 1-2718 (905 amino acids)
Biological process (GO): peptidyl-arginine methylation
Molecular function (GO): protein binding; protein-arginine omega-N monomethyltransferase activity
Source: RefSeq, a predicted model, not a curated record